Molecule: messenger RNA, 1104 nt
Organism: Paraphaeosphaeria sporulosa
Lineage: Eukaryota; Fungi; Ascomycota; Dothideomycetes; Pleosporales; Didymosphaeriaceae
Exons: 4
Coding region: 1-1104 (367 amino acids)
Source: RefSeq, a predicted model, not a curated record
AUGGACAACAACGCCCAGCACACCCGCCCGCGCUCCAAGUCCACCUUCAGCUUCAAGAGCCAGAACAGCCACACGAGCGACCCCAACCGCCACGAUAGGAAGCAUCCGGCAUCUGGACACGAGAGGAAGGUCUCCGACAGCUACAAGCCCCACCUCACUGCUACCGGCAAGGCCGAUCCGAAUGCUGCCAUGAACGAGGUCCAACCCAUCGCCGCCGCGCUCGAGAAGCCCACACUGCAGUCUCUGCGCUCCUUCCAGCACACUGAUAAGGAUGGUGUUCCAAUUGCGGAGCCCGACCUUUCUAACCCCACACGCUCACGAUGGGAGCGCCCGCUCGAUACGAUCCGCUCUUUCGAGGCGGCCAUUGAUGGCGAGUACAAGCGCAGAGCACACACAAUCCGCGAUUCAUCCACAGAGGUGAUGAGCGGCUACAACAGCCGACGGAGCAGCUACUAUGGCGGAGGAGGCAACUACGACCAAGGGCGCUUCUCACAAGUUAGCGGAUACUACGGCAACCGACAAGUCGCGCGGGAAAGCUGGCCCGAUAACGGCCACGGUAUGGGCGGACCUGUCGGCGGAAUGGGAGGCCCUCCUCGAACACGCUACAACCGCAUGCAGUCCGACCCUGGGUGGAAUCGCUACCCGCACGGCAACGGAGUCUACCCCGUCCAGGGAUACCAGCAGUCACGCGACACAGUGAACACCAAUGGAUCUAACGGGAGCCACAGCGAGCCCUACUCCACCGAUCCCAGCAGCGAGAACAGCUCGAUUGAGCGCCCCGCAGGAGGGAUGAAACCCGAUUUGGGUGAGCAGUACGGAUUCAAUGGCUUUGGCGGAGGUCGCAUCCAAGAGGAACUCCACACCGGCUUGGGUCCUGUGAACAACGGCUACGCUGUGCAACGUCCUAACGGCACGCUAAAUUACGGCGCGCCGCCCGUUCCCAUGAAGCAAGGGCCGCCAGCACCGCCGGUGCAUGCAAACAAACCCAUCAAACUCACAAAAUCGAAUGACGCAGGCGCCGCCGAAAGCAGACCGGCGCCUUUGCAGCGCCAGAGCACUGAGAAACGCAAGAGCUGGUUUAAGAGGCGGUUCAGCAAGGACUAG